Messenger RNA from Fusarium coffeatum, 195 nucleotides. RefSeq lists its product as uncharacterized. The transcript is spliced from 2 exons. Lineage: Eukaryota; Fungi; Ascomycota; Sordariomycetes; Hypocreales; Nectriaceae. The record is from RefSeq and is a predicted model, not a curated record. Bases 1 to 195 code for a protein of 64 amino acids.
AUGCCUGAAGGACGUCAAUCUCCUCCUCCUGAGCAGCAGAGCGGUCGCCAGCAGCAAGACCCUCCUGCCUCUGGUCACGGUGUCAACAAGACCGAUGACAAGGACCCCAAGGACCAGCUCAAGAACCUCGAAUCAAACCCCAAGGGUAUCACCGAGGAUGUCCUCAAGGAGAAGUUCUCCAAGACCGAGAAAUAG